Ruditapes philippinarum (Manila clam) is the source of this 1610-nucleotide messenger RNA. RefSeq names its product copine family protein 2-like. The record is from RefSeq and is a predicted model, not a curated record. The coding region runs from base 66 to 860 and encodes 264 amino acids. Lineage: Eukaryota; Metazoa; Mollusca; Bivalvia; Venerida; Veneridae. The transcript has 5 exons.
AGCUAAGAAGAUAUAAUUACAAUUUUAGUACGCGCCCUGAAGGUCCCCAGAGAGAAGAGUCAAAGAUGUUAGCCAGUGAUUCUAUAUCAACAUGUGGUGAACCAGCAUUUGCAUCUAACAUUGACAGGUUUGAAACACUAGAAGAAGUUAGUAGAGCUAUAAAACAAGAAGGUGUUGAUAAUUGUGGUCUCAUAUUUGGUAUAGAUUAUACAUUAAGCAACAAAUUGCAAGGUCAGAUAACAUUCGGAGGUUCCAGUCUUCAUGAUAUUUCUGAUGACAAAGUUAAUCCAUACCAGGAGGUUAUAUGUAUACUUGGUGAGACUCUAGAACCUUUAGAUGAUGAUGGUAUAAUACCAGCAUAUGGGUUCGGUGAUAGACGGGUCAAGGAUAAAGGCAUAUUCCCAUUGAAGACUGAGGGAGAAUGUGAUGGUUUUGCCGAAGUGUUAGAUGUAUAUAAUGAAGUCACACCAUCAAUUAAACUUGGAGGACCAACUAACUUUGCUCCGCUUAUAAAAGAAGCUAUUGAUAUUGUUAAAAAAGAAAAACAGUACCACAUUCUAGUGAUUGUUGCAGACGGUCAGGUAACUAGCGAGGAGGAGACAAUAGAUGCUAUAGUAACCGCCUCAAACUAUCCUCUCUCAAUUGUUGUAAUAGGUGUAGGUGACGGACCAUGGGAAGUUAUGCGGGACUUUGAUAAUAAAUUACCUGAGAGAAAGUUUGACAAUUUCCAGUUUGUAGAAUUUCACAAAACCAAAUCAGAAGCAAGAAAUCCGCAAGCAGCAAUAGCACUUCAGGCCUUGAUGGAAAUACCUGAUCAGUUUAAAGAUAUUAAAAGACUGAAUCUGUUGAAUAAAUUGUGAAUAUUAAGAUAUUCUUCCAUAUGAGUUUCAUACAUUAAUGAAUUGAAACUUUGUGACAUUGAGCCAACUGCCACAUGCUUGCGAUAAUUUCUUCUUUUCUAGAGUUUUGUUAUAAAUCUAGGUUGUGAAUUUGUCAAAUGUAAAUGAGCCGCGUGUAGCAUUAGUUGUCCUAAUCGUCCAUUUCAUUUUUUUCUGACCUUUUAAGUUUAUCUUUUGUAUAUCACUCAUAGGAAACUGUAUGUCUUUUAAAGUAAUGUUAUCCGGUCAUGACAAAUUUAUCGCAGUAAUCACGUGGCCGUUUAAUGGCCUUAUUUGGGGAUCAUUUCUAACUGUACAGGGACGAAAAUUGCUGGACGCGGCUCAUAUAAGAAUACUCCUAACUUUUAUCUUGUUGAUGACACUGGUUGUGGCGCCAUUAUAUGUCGCAACGCCGCUAAAUGUCGCACUUGCCGCUAAAUGUCGCACCAUUGCCGCUAAAUGUCGCAACCGCCGCUAAAUGUCGCAAAAUCAUUUGCCGUUAAAUGUAGCAAUGUUAGCGUUAAAUGCCGCACGGAUUUCCCCUACCGUUAAAUGUCGCAACACUAUCGUUAAAUGUCGCAAGACGUUGAACUAUUGUGUUAUAUCAAUUAAAUCUGCCUACUCAAGACGAAUUAUGCCUGUUUGAAAACGAGUGAUUUUAUCAUAUAUGGAAAUGCGCUGCAAAUUAUACAACGAUAAUACUCAUAUCAUAAAUAAAUGUAUAUUGUUUUG